This is a messenger RNA of Stegodyphus dumicola, 1200 nucleotides long. RefSeq names its product eukaryotic translation initiation factor 3 subunit m (gene eIF3m). Lineage: Eukaryota; Metazoa; Arthropoda; Arachnida; Araneae; Eresidae. The record is from RefSeq and is a predicted model, not a curated record. Gene Ontology annotation, biological process: cytoplasmic translational initiation. Gene Ontology annotation, cellular component: cytoplasm; eukaryotic translation initiation factor 3 complex. Gene Ontology annotation, molecular function: translation initiation factor activity.
AUGAGUGCUCCUACUUUUAACGAUGCUAAUGAUGAAGAACAGUAUCAAGACUUACGCUGUUAUCUGAAGAGUUUGGGUGCUGAUAUUUCAGAAGAAAAUUCAGAGGAGGGAUUUUUGGUAGAUUUAGAACAAGUUAUUAGUGCCUGUGAUAUAUGUUUGCAUGAAGCUAGUGAGGGAGAUGCUGAAUGUACACUAAAUAGCAUUGUUUCAUUGCUGAUCAUGGUUCCUCCUCUCCAGAGUGAGCACCUUAUAUAUACCUUUUGUGGAAAGUUAACCAAAGCACCUAAUGCAAAAAUGGGAAAUGUUUGCUUAAAAGUGUUGCAAAAUUUGUUUGCAGGCAUUGGAGAACAUUCACCAUUAUGCUAUGAUGUGUACUGCAGUCUUGUACGUGUUGCUGGACAAACCGAUAAUAUACAUAUGGUUUUUAAAGAUGUGAACAAACUGAAAUCAUGGCUGUCUGAAUUGGAAGUCUGUACUGAUAAGGUGCAAAAAUUGUUGCGACUUUUGCAUGAAGUUUUGGUGGAGUGUAAACAGGGUGAGCUAGCUGCUAAGGUUAUGAUUGAGUUGUUGGGCACUUACACUGAAGAUAAUGCAUCUCAAGCAAGGGAUGAUGCACACAAAUGUAUUGUGACCUCACUAGGGGACCCAAAUACUUUUCUUAUGGAUCAUUUGCUUGUUUUGAAACCCGUAAGAUUUCUGGAAGGGGAACUCAUUCAUGAUCUACUUACCAUUUUUGUCUCUGAAAAAUUAUCUUCGUAUCUCGCAUUUUAUGCAGCCAACAAAGAUUUUGUUAAUUCUUUGGGUUUAUCUCAUGAACAAAAUCUUCAAAAAAUGAGACUUUUAACAUUCAUGCAAAUGGCUGAAACUCGUAAGGAAAUUCCUUUCAGUGUAAUUGAAUCAGAAUUACAAUUGAAACCUGAAGAAGUAGAAGGUUUUGUAAUAGAUGUUCUUAGAACAAAAUUAGCCCGUGCAAAGAUAGACGAACUUCAGCAGCGUGUUCUUGUGAGUUCUACUAUGCACAGAACUUUUGGUAAGCCUCAAUGGCAACAACUACGUGACAUUUUGACUAAAUGGCAAAGAAAUCUCAGUCAAGUUCAGGUACAAUUAAACACUGUUAUACGAUCAUCUUAUGAAACUGUUGCUAAUGUACAAGCAUAAAAUAUUAAUAAAGUUAAAAAUUUUCUAAUUCAUUGUAAAAUA